GGACUGGUCAUGAGUGCUGCGUGUGUGGGCAAUCUGUUUGCCAGCAUCGAUCACAAGUCGUGCUGCUGCCUCAACGAGGACGACGCGGCACCGCUGGCCAACGUGCUGACGGUCGAGCCGACCGAUGCUGUGCUGCGGUCAGACUGCGAUGAGCAGCUGCUGAUCACGGUGGCGUUUACCAGCAAGGUCAAGCUCCAUUCGAUUGUGAUGGCAUCAGGCGCGGCCAAUGCGCCGUCGCACGUCAAGAUCUUUGUCAACAUGCCCUCGCUGAGCUUCGACGACGCAGAGGACGCCGAGCCGGUGCAGGAGCUGGAUCUCGACGCCAAGGCUGUCGCCGCCGGGGACGCCAUCCCUCUCGAGUUUGUGCGGUUCCAGAACGUGCGGAGCCUGACGCUGUUCAUCGACGCCAACGCUGCAGACGACGACGUGACGGAGCUCUCGCACCUCGGCUUUAUCGGGAGCUCGACCGACGGCAUGGACAUGAGCGAGCUCAAGGCGGUCGGCUGAGGCUCGUAGACAGGGCGAGUGGCCGAGCAGCUACUCGCUGUGUCGGCCCCCCUGUCGCAGGAUCCGCAACCCCCCCC
Messenger RNA from Thecamonas trahens ATCC 50062, 584 nucleotides. Its product is annotated as thioredoxin. Lineage: Eukaryota; Apusomonadida; Apusomonadidae. The coding region runs from base 10 to 507 and encodes 165 amino acids. The transcript is spliced from 2 exons. The record is from RefSeq and is a predicted model, not a curated record.